GUUUUGGCGUAACGUAGACCUGGCAAGACGGCAAUUCAAUUCAAAGCCUUUGCAUUCGCGUUGUUGGUACGGUACUCUCUGUGUGUGUUUUCAAUCAGGCGAGCGGAGCGGCGCGCAAACCAUCUUUUCCGCAUUGAUAGCAACAAAAAAAAGAACACAACACAGUGCUGCAUAUGUAGCGUCGUUUGUUUAUUUUUUAGUAACUAAAAGCAAACAACAAAUUCCCCCCAACAACGCGUUACGUACGUUACGUUUCGUUGCGUGCGCUGUCGAAUGCCGUAAGAAUCGGAUUCAAUUCCAAAAUUACCGUGUGGCGUCUGCCGUGUACAUACAUAUGUACAAACGUAAAUGCGUUGUGUGUGCAUACAAUAAUCAAUACGUCAAAUAAAUACGUCUAGAACAGUAUUUGAAAGCUGGCCUCAAACCAAAGCUGAAAUUGAAACAGAAACUCCAUUGCCAUUGACACAGUGCUUACGUUACGUUGAGUGUGUGUGUGUGUGUAGUGCGAGAAAGAAACGGCAAGAAAAGAAGGAAACUCCUAAAAUCCCAGCACUAUUCGUAGUGCACCACAAAAAGAACGUUAACUUAAGAAACCAUUCGAACCGAUCGGCUCCGUUAUGGAUCACUUUCAUCAAAUACAGCAAACCAUUCAACACUAUCAGCAGCAACUGGCUGCGCAGCAACAACAACAAGUACAACAGCAACAGUUGCAACAACACCAAGUGGUGGUACAGCAGAAUCAGCAGCAGGCGCAUCAGAAUAGCUCCAAUACCGCUGCCGGUGUGGGCACCCAACAGCUGUUCACAUACAAAAUGGCCAGCAGUUUCCCCAAUCCAGCCACGACGAUGGCCCAGGUUGUGGCCACGUCGAAUGCUGCCGGUACCACAGGCUAUGACUAUCGCCUGAAUAUGGCCCAGGCUGCGGCGGCUGCAGCAGUGCCCGGCUCCCAGUGGUGGUAUUCGGCCGCCAAUCAGGGCCAGGUGGAUGCCAACACAGCUGCCCAACUGCAGCAGCAGCAGCAGCAACAACAGCAACAGCAGCAGCAACAACAGCACCAGCAGCAACAACAGAUGCAACAGCAGCAACAGCAACAGAAUGUUAUCAAUUCGGCGAGUCCAAUGGUCAGAGGUGGAAAGGCCGAUGCAAAACCCAGGGGCCGUAUGACUGCAUACGCAUAUUUUGUACAAACCUGCCGGGAGGAGCACAAAAAGAAGCAUCCCGAUGAAACCGUGAUAUUUGCCGAAUUCUCGCGCAAGUGUGCCGAACGAUGGAAGACAAUGGUGGAUAAGGAGAAGAAGCGUUUCCAUGAAAUGGCCGAAAAGGACAAGCAGCGCUACGAGGCAGAAAUGCAGAACUAUGUCCCACCUAAGGGCACUGUUGUCGGACGUGGCAAGAAGAGGAAACAGAUCAAGGACCCCAAUGCACCGAAACGUUCAUUGUCUGCGUUCUUCUGGUUCUGCAAUGAUGAAAGAAACAAGGUGAAGGCUCUGAAUCCUGAAUACGGUGUUGGCGACAUUGCCAAAGAGCUGGGACGAAAGUGGUCCGAUGUUGAUCCCGAGGUCAAACAGAAGUACGAGUCGAUGGCCGAAAGAGACAAGGCUCGCUACGAACGGGAAAUGACCGAAUACAAGACAAGCGGGAAGAUAGCCAUGUCCGCACCAUCGAUGCAAGCGUCGAUGCAGGCGCAGGCACAGAAGGCCGCGUUACUGGCAGCCGCCGUGCAGCAGCAGCAACAGCAUCAGCUGGACGAGCAGCAUGAUGACGAUGACGGCGAUGGUGAUGAUGAUGAGAACCAAUAGGAGGUCUAGCCUAGUAAUACUCUUCACUAUUUAUACACACUACUAUCGUUGGGUCUGCGCUGUCUCAUCGUGUGAGACGGCCGAGUGGGAGAGAUAGAGAGCGAGAGCAGAGAGCAGAGAGCAGAGGAUAACGAGAAACAUGAACAAUAUAUAUCGUCGGGGGGUGAAAAGUUUGAUCUAUUAUCAGUUUAAGCCGCAACCAACCAACCGAUCGAUCGAUGAAUGUGUGUUGAACAUAAAUAUAUAUAUAUGCAUAUAUA
Messenger RNA from Drosophila miranda, 2059 nucleotides. RefSeq names its product high mobility group protein DSP1 (gene Dsp1). Gene Ontology annotation, molecular function: DNA binding, bending. The transcript has 6 exons. NCBI's taxonomy places the organism in Eukaryota, Metazoa, Arthropoda, Insecta, Diptera, Drosophilidae. Gene Ontology annotation, cellular component: nucleus. Bases 618 to 1799 code for a protein of 393 amino acids. Gene Ontology annotation, biological process: regulation of transcription by RNA polymerase II. The record is from RefSeq and is a predicted model, not a curated record.